UAUCUUUGACUCUGUGGCUUUUUUCGGCUAUCAUUAUUCAUUAUCUCUCUGCCUCUCUAUAUCUUUGACUCUGUGGCUUUUUUCUGCUAUAUAUUUAGCACAACAAAAAUACUUCUCUGCAACUCAAUACCGCCCGUUUUUUACAAGUUCCGAAUUCUAAAACUUUCAGGUUCAGCAACCAUAAAGUAGUUCAUUAUUAUUAUUAUUAUUAUUCCUUGUCAAACUUCAGUUUGAAGAAUGACAAUUCCGAGGUCUUCAUCGAAGCUAGAAACCAAAGAUUCCGAAGAAGCUGACAAGAAUUCUGUGCCGUUGAUCCCAGGUUUACCAGACCACAUCGUCGAGCUCUGUCUUCUUCGUGUUCCAUACCCAGAACAACCUUUGGUACGUUCAGUUUGUUCCUCAUGGAAAAGGUUCAUCACCGACCCAACUUUUCUUGUCACCAAAAAUGCUCUCUCGCUCUCUUUGCCUUACGUAUUCGUUUCUGCAUUUCACAAAUCAACGGCCAGGAUUCAGUGGCAAGCUCUUGACCCCAGGUCCGGCCGUUGGUUUGUCUUGCCUCCGAUGCCAGAGUGCCCUCCGGGCUUUGUGUGUGUCUCACUGCCACGUCAGGGGAAGCUCUUUGUCUUGGGUGGGGUGGGAUCAGAUACGGAGAGUUCCACACAGAGCACGAUCAUGUACCGUUCAUCAACCAAUCAAUGGUCGGUUUUGUCUCCCAUGCUGACCCCACGAUCGUGUUUCGCAGCUGGGAGUAUUAAUGGGAAGAUCAUAACCGUUGGCGGAGGUGGGACCAGCUCAACUGGGGCGAUCACAGCCGUUGAGUCUUAUGACCCAGAAGGUGACACGUGGACUCCGGUAGCUAAUAUGGACACGUGCUUGAAAAGGUACGAUUCUGCUGUGGUCGGUAACAAGAUGUACGUUACGGAAGGGUGGACUUGGCCGGUUAGAUUUUCGCCGAGAGGUGGGGUGUACGACCCUGAUUGUGACACGUGGCGAGACGCAAGUCAAGCGAUGAGGGAGGGGUGGACAGGACUGAGUGUUGUUUUGGGUGACAGGCUGUUUGUGAUAUCAGAGUAUGGAGAUUGUCCAUUGAAGGUGUACGAUCCUGAUUGUGACACGUGGCGGUACGUGGGUGGGCAAAAGUUCCCACGUGAGGAAAUGAAUAAGCCCUUGGCUGUGAAUGGUGUGGAUGGGAAAAUUUGCGUGGUGUCAUUUGGAUUGAAGGUCGCUCUAGGGAAAGUAGGUGAAGUUGGAAAUGGAGAUUUUAAGGUAGAGUGGGAAAUAGUGGAUGGUCCUGAGGCUUUUCGCGACUUCUCUGCUUUGAAUUGCCAGGUGCUUUAUGCAUAAUAAGAAUUCAAAAAGCACAAUUUUCACCAUUUUUGUCAGGUGAGUCGUGAGUAAUGGAAAAAAAA
Quercus lobata is the source of this 1409-nucleotide messenger RNA. It is a transcript of the gene AFR, whose product is annotated as Galactose oxidase/kelch repeat superfamily protein. Lineage: Eukaryota; Viridiplantae; Streptophyta; Magnoliopsida; Fagales; Fagaceae. Gene Ontology annotation, molecular function: protein binding. The transcript has a single exon. The coding region runs from base 238 to 1344 and encodes 368 amino acids. The record is from RefSeq and is a predicted model, not a curated record.